AUUGUUCAUCUUAAACCAUUUCCUAACUCUACAAUCAUUAAAUUAAGUCUUCGACGCAAUAGAAUAAGUAAGAUCGAUGAUAAUGCUUUCCAAGAAAUCAGAAAUUUAUCGGAACUUGACUUGAGUCAUAAUCAACUUACAUCAGAUGUUCUUUUGCCCACAAUUUUCACGGGUAAACGUAAAUAUGCUCCUAAUGAAUGGGAACCGCUACCACAAUUACGAAUAUUAAAUCUUGGACAUAACAAUCUCCAUACACUACAUCAGGAUUUAUUUGAACAUGUUACUAAUAUAGAAGUAUUGAUUCUCAGUGGGAAUCCUCUAAGUAUUAUUGAUGAUUAUAUUAUGAGGUCAUUGACUAAUCUUUACUGUUUGCAAGAAUUAUGUCUUGAAGAUUGUAAUCUCCAAACACUUCCAGAUCACAUGUUUCAUUUGCAUAAAACAACAUUAAAAACACUCCAUUUAAGUGAAAAUAGUUUUACAAAAAUACCAUCUGCUUUAAAAGAUGCCAUAGUUUUGGAAUCUUUGAAUUUAGAUGAAAAUCCGUUAGAAAUUCUGGAUGAAAUAAAUGCUUUUCCUAAUCUUCCAUCACUUAAAAGGCUAAGCUUGUGUUCAUUGCCAUAUUUAACUCAUAUUGGACGUCACGUUUUUUCACAGUUACCUAUACUCGAAGAACUCUAUUUAUGUGACUGCCCGAGACUUACAGAUAUUGAUGAAGACUCUCUAGUUAUGCAUAAUAUUCAUGGUGCAUUUUGGCCUCCUUUGAAGAAACUUGAUAUAUCUAAUAAUGCUUUAAAAUAUUUAUCUGCAAAUUUAUUGGGAAUGUGGUACAAGCUAGAAAAAUUAAAUCUAGUUAAUAACGAUUGGAGCUGUGAUUGCGAAAAUCAAUAUUUGAUUACCCAGCUUCUUCCUACGUUUGGAAAGACUUUAAUGGAAGAAGAUGUUGAUAAAUUAUUUUGCACUGCACCUCCGGAACAUGCUGGUAAAAAUUUGACAUCACUAGCGCAUAAAAGAUUACGAUGUCUCGAUCGUUAUGGAGCUCAACCUGAACGUGAUGCGGCAAUUCUCGUUGGCAUAUUAAUCGGUCUUCUUCUAGCUCUUCCUGUUGCACUUACAUUAUUUCUUCUUUGGCGACGAGGAUUCUUCUUCUGUGGACGACGAAGUCCUGCAAGCUUUUCUAGAGCUUUUUACAAUCGCGCCUCGAGUAAUGAUAACUAAAACUAAAUACACAUCACUCAAAAAUUAAAGGAUUGAAAACUUUCAGUUACUUUACAACGGCUAAAAUUUAUUGAUAAAUGAUUGUUGAAUAUUGAAAAAAUUUUUAAGACUCAAGUUUGUUAUCUACGACAAAAAAUUAUAUUUUGAUGUAAUUAAAAGAGUGUAGAAAUAUUUUUGUGUGAAUAA
Microplitis mediator is the source of this 1401-nucleotide messenger RNA. Its product is annotated as leucine-rich repeat neuronal protein 3-like. Gene Ontology annotation, molecular function: protein binding. Gene Ontology annotation, cellular component: plasma membrane. Lineage: Eukaryota; Metazoa; Arthropoda; Insecta; Hymenoptera; Braconidae. The record is from RefSeq and is a predicted model, not a curated record.